This is a messenger RNA of Branchiostoma floridae (Florida lancelet), 1095 nucleotides long. Its product is annotated as ribonuclease H2 subunit A-like. The record is from RefSeq and is a predicted model, not a curated record. Lineage: Eukaryota; Metazoa; Chordata; Leptocardii; Amphioxiformes; Branchiostomatidae. The transcript is spliced from 8 exons. Gene Ontology annotation, cellular component: ribonuclease H2 complex. Bases 183 to 1094 code for a protein of 303 amino acids. Gene Ontology annotation, molecular function: RNA-DNA hybrid ribonuclease activity; RNA binding. Gene Ontology annotation, biological process: DNA replication, removal of RNA primer; mismatch repair.
CCACAGCCGAGGGCAAGUCUGUUUAGACGGCCCUUCUAAGAUACUGUACUGACGGAGUAAUCAGGUUAUGAAUAGAGGUUAAAGGUUAAAGUUGAAUAAAAGCGCGGGAAGUCGAAAACUGACUGUAUUUCCAGGGAGGAUUGGUGAUUGCGGCUUUCUCAAGUUCUACCACCUGAACCAACAUGAAUCUGUGUGAUUUUGAAACAGACAAUACGAAAAGUUGUGUAGUUGGGUCUGAAGUACCAGACGUGACGAAAGGAGAGCCGUGCUGCCUUGGGAUCGACGAGGCAGGCAGAGGUCCGGUGCUCGGACCAAUGGUGUACGGCAUCUGCUACUGUCCACUGUCAGGGCAGGACAGGCUCAAGGACAUGGGAUUCGCAGAUUCUAAAACCCUGACAGAGGAGCAGCGAGAGAAGCUGUUUGAGGCCAUCGCCGGGGCAGGAGAGUUCAUGGGCUGGACCAUCCACAUCCUGGCACCCAAUGCCAUCUCCAACUGUAUGCUCAGGAGGAGUAAGUACAACCUGAACACCCUGUCUCACGACACAGCCAUCGGGCUCAUCCAAAGAACCUUAGACAGUGGGGUCAAUUUGCAGGAGGUGUAUGUGGACACAGUAGGUGAUGCGACCAAGUACCAGGACAAGUUGAAGGGCAUUUUCCCCGACCUUGACAUCACCGUCACUCCCAAGGCUGAUGCCAAGUUCCCCAUCGUCAGUGCUGCCAGCAUAUGUGCCAAGGUAGCGCGAGACAGGGCUGUGAAAGGUUGGACAUUCUUCGAGGAGAAAGAUGGCAACUCAAUCAGCCGAAAGUUUGGCUCAGGCUAUCCCAGUGAUCCUGAAACAAAGAAGUGGCUGGCCAGCAUGGUGGAGCCGGUGUUUGGUUUCCCUCAGUUUGUUCGCUUCAGCUGGUCCACAGCCAGCAAGAUACUGGACGACAAGGCCGUCCCUGUCAACUGGGAUGAUGAGGAUGAAGAUGAGAAGGCGGCGACCCCUUCUGUCAUGUCCUUCUUUGCUGCUAAGGGAGAGGAUCCCAAGCAGAAGAAACACCAGUAUUUCCAAGAACGGUUCCUUCACACUGUUACAGACUUUGGGUCUUAAA